UGGAACACAUUCGUUCGAGAUCUAAACAUGACUAAUAUUGACAUUGGAAAUUAUAUUUUUUGAAGGAUUAAUUCUGUAACGAUCAUAAUAUAAAAAAUUAAGAAGAAAUGGCCAAGUAUUUUGGCAUAGAUCGAGCAUUUACUUUCUUAAAAACCAUUAAAGAUGCAGGGGGUAUUAAAGCAUCCCUCUAUAAACUUUAUAGAAUGGAUAGUUUAAGACCGGGAACGCUUGUUGGUACUGAUAAAUAUGGAAAUAAAUAUUUUGAAAAUCCUAAUUACUUUUAUGGUAGAAAUAGAUGGGUCGAAUAUGCUCCUUAUUAUGGUUUAGAAUAUGAUGGAAGUCAAGUGCCUGCAGAAUGGUUUGGAUGGUUACAUUAUAAAACUGAUUUAAUACCUGACAAAGAUCCUUUUAGGCCAAAAUACAAAUGGAUGGCAGACCAUACAGAAAAUUUAAGUGGAACACCAGGACAAUAUAUGCCUUAUUCUACCACUAGACCUAAAAUUGAAGGUUGGGUCCCACCCAAAUAAUUAUUUGAGUAUUUGUUUCGUAGUAUAUACUUACAUAAAAAUAAAAAGUAGAAAAUACA
Molecule: messenger RNA, 586 nt
Organism: Diorhabda sublineata
Lineage: Eukaryota; Metazoa; Arthropoda; Insecta; Coleoptera; Chrysomelidae
Product: probable NADH dehydrogenase [ubiquinone] 1 alpha subcomplex subunit 12
Exons: 3
Coding region: 108-527 (139 amino acids)
Biological process (GO): response to oxidative stress; mitochondrial respiratory chain complex I assembly
Cellular component (GO): membrane
Source: RefSeq, a predicted model, not a curated record